UGGUUGUUGGUGGAAGUUAAGCUAAAAUGUGGCAUUUGUACUAGCAAUGGACUGGUUGUUAUUGUAGCUGCUGUAUCAUAACAUUAUGUGAAGCCAUAUUGUGACAGAUGCAGUGCAGCAAUGAGGCGGAGCAGCAGCACUUCCAUCUCCCAUGGUGGGCCAGUGGUGGCGGUGUGCCUUGCUGCUUUGCUCCUCAGCAACGCCCUGAUCUACCUGUACCUGGACUCUCUGUAUCACACUGAUGAGCAGCUGGUGUCCUCACAUGCAGGCUGUGAACCUCGACACUUUAAAAUGGUGACCAUGAAAAACUGCACCCCCUGGCUGCAGUGUUCACAGAUAAACGCUGAAGUACGCAAGCUGAAGCUGAUUGGCCAGGGAGCUGUUAAGAACGUGUAUCUGGCAGAGUGGAGGGGUCUGAAGGUGGCUCUGUCCAAACUGUCCUCUCUGGAUUACCUGGACGAUUUCCUCCAUGGGUUGUCCAUGUUACAGGCCUUGCAGGGCCCUCAGGUGGUGCAGUUGGUGGGGUUUUGCCUUGAGGACCACACCCUGGUCACUGAGCACCACCCACUUGGCCCACUGCUGAACUUGGAUAGUGUUCUUGCACAUGAGCAGCACCAGCAGCACAACACAUGGCAGAUCCGUCUGAGGCUGGCGACAGAUUAUGUGUCUGUCCUCCAUUAUCUCCACAGUAGCCCAGCCGGGCGGAGAGUCAUGUGUGAUUCAAACAGCCUGGAGAAAACUCUGUCCCAGUUCCUGCUCACCAAUGACUUUCACCUGGUAGUGAACGAUCUCGACGCACUGCCUGAGGUGGACUCAUCUAGAGGCGUGUUGGUGAAAUGUGGUCACCGAGAGCUCACCGGGGACUUUGUUGCCCCAGAGCAGCUGUGGCCGUACAGAGACCAAGGAAAGCCAUUUUCAGAUGAACUCAUGCCUGGGUAUGACGAGAGGACAGACAUCUGGAAGAUCCCUGAUGUGACAUGGUUCCUGAUGGACCGGGUUCCUGGAGGGGAUGUAGUCCACUUCCAUCUUUUUCAGAUCCACGAGGAGUGUAAGAAGGAGGACCCCAAGCUCCGUCCCUCAGCUCUGGAGGUUUUGAAGGUGUACAAAUCAGUCUACAGCAGCAUGGUGCGAGACAAUGCUGGCCUUAGAGACAUGCUGUAGAGUCCAUGUCUUCAUGUCUGACUCAAAAAGACCCAUGAAUGUAAAUCAAAAAUUCAAGCUACAAUUUUAUAAUGUUGUGUGGUACAAUAAAUGCUACUGGGUUUGGAACCAA
Plectropomus leopardus (leopard coralgrouper) is the source of this 1273-nucleotide messenger RNA. RefSeq names its product protein O-mannose kinase (gene pomk). NCBI's taxonomy places the organism in Eukaryota, Metazoa, Chordata, Actinopteri, Perciformes, Serranidae. The record is from RefSeq and is a predicted model, not a curated record. Gene Ontology annotation, biological process: carbohydrate phosphorylation; protein O-linked glycosylation; protein phosphorylation. Gene Ontology annotation, molecular function: protein kinase activity; ATP binding; carbohydrate kinase activity. Gene Ontology annotation, cellular component: endoplasmic reticulum membrane.